AUGGAUACGGAUGAUUGUGAUCACACCACCGUUACUAAUCACACCACCGUUUUUAAAACUCCCACCCCCACCAAUAACACUAUUUUCCCUCGAAAUCCCACACCUUACUUUGAAAAUUUUACUUUUACUCAAGGAAAUAGCUCAACCCCUUGUGUUCCUCUUAAACCAAAUGAUUUCAUAGAGCUAGAAAAAUUGAAAAUUAUCCCCACCCCCACUACUAUCCCCACCCCCAUCACCAUCUCUAGUAAUAAUAGUGUUUAUGACACAAAUCAAAAUUCGACCUUUUAUAAUUUUCCAACACUCAUGGAACAACAACAGAUGCAAUUAAAUCUCAAUCAAUAUGAGUUGGAUCUAACGGAACAGACUAAACUUUCAUAUUAUGAUGAGCCGAGAUUUGAAUUUCCAUCAGUAGAAUCACCUAUAUUUAAUUUCGAACAUGCUUCGAAUAGAGUUAAUUGCAUUACAAUCACCACCGAUCAUUUUGAUCUUGCAUACAAUCACCCAUCACUUCAACUCCAACCACAACAAGAGCUCAAUCAACUACCAAUUCAAGAACCCCAAACCAAUUCUAUGGUUUUAGCAAAUGCAAAUCCACAACCAAAUAAACAAAGAUCGAGAAAGAGAAAAAAUCAACCAUUGAAAAUGAUUUGCGAGAUGAAUGCACAGAAGCUCUUAGAAGAUCCAUGGGCAUGGAGAAAAUAUGGACAAAAACCCAUUAAAGGAUCUCCAUAUCCAAGCUGCAAACUACCACAAUUACUAAUCACACCACCGUUUUUGAAACUCCCACCCCCACCAAUACCACUAUUUUCCCUCAAAAUCCCACACCUUUUUACUUUUACUCAAGGAAAUAGCUCAACCCCUUGUGUUCCUCUUAAACCAAAUGAUUUCAUAGAGCUAGAAAAAUUGAAAAUUAUCCCCACCCCCACUACUAUCCCCACCCCCAUCACCAUCACUAGUAAUAAUAGUGUUUAUGACACAAAUCAAAAUUCGACCUUUUAUAAUUUUCCAACACUCAUGGAACAACAACAGAUGCAAUUAAAUCUCAAUCAAUAUGAGUUGGAUCUAACGGAACAGACUAAACUUUCAUAUUAUGAUGAGCCGAGAUUUGAAUUUCCAUCAGUAGAAUCACCUAUAUUUAAUUUCGAACAUGCUUCGAAUAGAGUUAAUUGCAUUACAAUCACCACCGAUCAUUUUGAUCUUGCAUACAAUCACCCAUCACUUCAACUCCAACCACAACAAGAGCUCAAUCAACUACCAAUUCAAGAACCCCAAACCAAUUCUAUGGUUUUAGCAAAUGCAAAUCCACAACCAAAUAAACAAAGAUCGAGAAAGAGAAAAAAUCAACCAUUGAAAAUGAUUUGCGAGAUGAAUGCACAGAAGCUCUUAGAAGAUCCAUGGGCAUGGAGAAAAUAUGGACAAAAACCCAUUAAAGGAUCUCCAUAUCCAAGGUGGAACAUGUCAUGUGCAUUGGUCGAUAGAGAGCAAGUUGUAAAUUCAUCAACAUUCAAUGAUAUGGAAAACCUUGAAUGUGUAGUUCUUCCUCCAGGCAUAAGCAAUGUUGCAACCCCGCUUGAAGCCACAAUCAUCAAAAUAUCUCCUUUAGAUCUUAAUGAUGCAGACAUAACUCUUCAAAUGUAA
Molecule: messenger RNA, 1638 nt
Organism: Cicer arietinum (chickpea)
Lineage: Eukaryota; Viridiplantae; Streptophyta; Magnoliopsida; Fabales; Fabaceae
Source: RefSeq, a predicted model, not a curated record